Molecule: messenger RNA, 2841 nt
Organism: Malaclemys terrapin pileata
Lineage: Eukaryota; Metazoa; Chordata; Testudines; Emydidae
Product: ubiquitin-conjugating enzyme E2 E2
Exons: 6
Coding region: 211-816 (201 amino acids)
Biological process (GO): protein polyubiquitination
Cellular component (GO): nucleus
Molecular function (GO): ubiquitin conjugating enzyme activity
Source: RefSeq, a predicted model, not a curated record
GCGGCGGGGUCGGGUGCGCGCGGCGGCAGCUUCACUUCUCUUCGGGCAGCGGCGGCGGCAGCAGUAGCCGAGGGGGCAGCACGCAGCCCCCACCCCUCGCCUGGCCCGAGCCGGGCCGCCCGUCCGCCGUGCAGCGCAGCGCAGCGCCCGCAGCCUGAGUCGGCACCAGCCCUAGCCCUGCACCCGCUCGCCCACAGCCCAGAGUCUAAAAUGUCCACUGAAGGGCAAAGAGUUGAUGAUAGCCCAAGCACUAGUGGAGGCAGCUCUGAUGGAGAUCAACGUGAGGGUGUUCAGCAAGAGCAAGAAAGGGAGCAGGUUCAACCCAAGAAGAAGGAGGGCAAGAUCUCUAGCAAAACAGCUGCUAAACUAUCAACUAGUGCUAAAAGAAUUCAGAAAGAACUUGCAGAAAUUACAUUAGACCCUCCUCCAAACUGUAGUGCUGGACCCAAAGGAGACAACAUUUAUGAAUGGAGGUCAACUAUACUGGGGCCUCCAGGUUCUGUGUACGAAGGGGGAGUUUUCUUCCUUGACAUUACCUUUUCACCAGACUAUCCUUUUAAACCACCUAAGGUUACAUUUCGGACAAGAAUCUAUCACUGUAAUAUUAACAGCCAAGGAGUGAUCUGCCUUGACAUUUUAAAAGACAACUGGAGUCCAGCAUUAACCAUUUCUAAAGUUCUCCUCUCCAUCUGCUCACUUCUUACAGACUGCAACCCUGCUGACCCCCUGGUUGGAAGUAUUGCCACUCAGUAUAUGACUAACAGAGCAGAGCAUGACAGAAUGGCAAGACAGUGGACCAAGAGAUAUGCUACAUAGGAAUCUACUAUAGAACAUGCUGGACCUGUGCAAGCACAUUCACUAAGUGCAUCAAUAGCCCUUCUCUCCCCUUUGUUCUUAUUUUUUAUUACAUUUUGAACAAUUUUGUGACAAAAGGUUCCUUCCUUCCUUCCUUUCUGUUUUUAUUUGUAUUUGGUUCUUUGUUUGUUUGUUUUGGUUUUGGUUUUUCAUUCUGUUAACUUGAAAGUUGCUUCCCUCAAAUGUAGACAGGGAAUUUUGGUUAUCAGUGCAAAGAAUGUUGGAUCUGUAAUAGUAUAGAGCUUUGUCCCAAAGCUUUGUAUUGAUGUGUGGUUUUUUUCCUUUCAUGUGGUCUUUGGGAAAACAAACAAAUUCAGAAUUAUAUCUCGUUUCUACUUAAAUGUAGUGUUUAGGGUUAUUUUUUUGUACUGAAGUCUUUAAUGGUGGGUGCAUGCUACUGGGAACAAGUUUUGUAUAAAAGCUUAAAAUCAAGAAUCACUGUGCAUUACUAAGACUGUGUUUAUCACUAGCCUUCUGUUUCCCACACAGAAGGCUAUUGGGUUGAACAAAAUAAUAUGUAUUUUGAUUUACUUUAAAAAAAAAAAGUGCUUGUAAAUUUCUUAGGGACCUGCCACUUUUGACUGUGGAUCAGUUGAUGUACACUUGUAUUAUUAAAGCACUCAAUAAAACACUGUGGCUGAUAAAUGCACUUUUUGUAAGACAGUGCUUUUGCUUUUUGUAGAGAGUAAAUGGUAUAGCUCUGCAUGCAAUUAAACUUGCAUAAUACCAUUGCAAGUUAAGCCAUUAUGUUUAGUCCUGAACUUUUAAUUUCUCCUUGACAAUACGUUUCUUAACAUGUAGAAUUUCUCAAUAAAAUCUCGCUUCAAUAUAAGCUUUUUUUUAAUGUAGUAAAAAAAGCUACCCUCUUACUUACUGGUGCCCAGCUACCCUGAAACCUCCUAUAUAUCUUCUUUUCUACAUCCAUCUUGAUGGUAAUAGUUAAAACAGCUGGUUACAAAAAUAGCUCCACAAUGAAAGUAGAUUAUGGGCUGACGAUUUUGUUCAGCAGGGCUCAUUUUUCCUUUCCCCGGGCUCUUGUAAUUGUAAAAGCAACUGUUAUUUUAAAAAAAUUAAAUCAAGGUUUUCAACGGCAAAAUUGAGCCCACUGCACCAAUCAUUCCCAGCACGUCCCAUGGCAAGGGUAUUUCUAUUCAGAUUUGACCUUCAGGCUAAUUUUAGGUAUGCAGCCAUAGAAGGAAAACUUCUACUCAGCUAAGGAAACGUGUGGGUGUUGUGAUUUGGAAAAUAUAUACUUUGAUGCUGAUUCUAAACGCUCUUUGUGUUACAAAGGCAUCCUGGAAAAUCCCUGUCUCCUUAAUUAAACAUUACAGAUGCUGCAUGCAGCACUCUUUCUCUCUCCUAUGAAACAACUGUUAAAGUCUUGUGAGCUCAGUAUCUACAUUUAUCAGACACUAAUAUUGUCUGAGAGUCUGGUAGUCUCAGAGCUCAUAGCUAUAUUGCCAGGAUGGGGGUCAAUUGAUAGGGGGAGAAAAGUGGGUUAUAUCAAAUGACCUAACUAUUAUAUGUUUAAUAAAUAGUAUGAAAUUGUAUAUUAACAAGUAUUUGUGUGUAGUGGAAAGGUAUAUUAUCAGAUUUUUAAAUUGAAAUGUCACGUUUUUUAAAUUAAAAAGCCUGCAUUGUUUUCUGUCCUGCUUUAAUAUUUAUUGUACAUUCAUCCACCUUUUGUUAAUGUUUAAAAAAAAUUCCCUAAAUCCAUUUACAGUUUAAAUCUAUUAUUAGAGAACUACAAAGCAUAAUCAAGAUGUACUGUACCGUGUCAAAGAAAUCUAAUCUGUCAGAGCCAUGGAAAUAUUUAUAUACUUAUACCUUUAUGAUAAUUUGGCUACUGGUAGGUCUAAAGAAAUAAUCUCAAUCUGUUCUAUUUUGUAAUAUAUGUCUGAGACCUUGAAACAUUGUAGAUUCACCACUGUGUGUGUUUGGCAUUUUAUCUGUUUAAAAUAAAUAUAAGUGUGGUUUUGAAUAACA